CUAACCACAGACUAUAUCCGAACCAUAGACCGCAACUCUCACCAGCUUGUCUACCUAACACAAAAAAAAAUCGAAACCACAGACUAUAGAGACAUCCUUGAAGUAGACGUAAAAAAAGAAGAAUCAGACAUAGACAAUUUCAUCCCAGAGUCUGACGAAUUGAAAAUAGAAUAUGAAAUCAAAGACAAACUAGAAUGCAUAGACAAUGAUGGAGAUUUCAGUGAUGACAACACAGAACAGAUAUUUGUUGCCACAAAUCCGGUGAGAGAUGUAAAAGUUAGAAAGGGAAGGAAGAAAAAAACAAAAAUAGAAGAGAAGAGAGUUAAGAAGAAGAUAAAGAAGAGGACGUCAGAUAAUGAUUAUUUACCGGACUUCGAUUUUGCUAAGUUUGAGAGUAGUUAUAGUGUUGAAAUUAUUGCUUUGACAAAGGAGCAGCAGCUGGAAGAGAUUCGGGCGCGCAAGCAGAGCGCCAACUACCAGUAUGCGGCGUACAAGUGCGAGGAGUGCGGGAAGGGGUUCAUGGCCAACGACGCUUAUAACAACCACAAGAUACGACACAGCCCGAGCAUGGGCGCGCACGCGUGCGAGAUCUGCCUGGUGCGCUUCAAGCGCCAAUCUCGACGGCAGGAGCACCAGGACCUGCACCGACUGAAGUUCCUCUGCAAGGAGUGCAGCUUUGUAUCUAGGAACAGAUAUCAAGCGAAGAAGCAUUUCGAGUGGCACUCCGGCAAGAUCCAUGUGUGCAAACACUGCGGGGCCAGCUUCACCAAAAGCUCAACAUACUUGUCGCACGUGCGUCUGCAGCAUCCUGCGAUGAAUGUGGCAUGCGACGUGUGCGGCGAGACUUUUGUGGGGCGACUGGGACUGUUGCAACACAAGUCAAGGGCACACCAGGCGGGGUGCCGCUGCGCGCGGUGCGGCGCGCAGUUCGGCGGCGCGGAGGCGCUGGCGCGGCACGAGCCCUGCGACCCACGUGCCAGGCCGUGUCUAGUGUGCGGCGAGACGUUGUCCACACAAGAAGAAUUACAAGCGCACGUCGACGAACGACACAGCACGGACCAGUUCAAAUGCGUACAGUGUGACAAAACCUUCGCAAGCUCGAAAUCCUACGAAGUGCAUCAUCAACGAGUGCAUCUGAACGUGCGGUGGCGAAAGUCGCGCGACAAGCGAGCGCGACGCACUCACACCGACCCGCCCAAGCGCAAGGAGGCUAUGUGCGAGGUCUGCGGGAAGGCGUGCGAGUCGAACGCGGCCCUGGUGUACCACCAGCGCUCCCACACCGGCGAGCGGCCCUACAAGUGCGCGCAGUGCCCCAAGUCCUUCACCAUGCCGCAGGCGCUCAUAAACCACCAGCUGGUGCAUUCGGACGAGCGGCCGCACAUGUGCUCCGUGUGUCCGAAGGCCUUCAAGCAGAAAGUGGCGCUGCAGCUGCACAGCCGGGUCCACACCGGCGAGCGGCCGUACAAAUGUUCGCUGUGCGACAGUUCGUUCAAGCAGGGCCCGCACCUGCGCACGCACGUCAAGCUCAUGCACCUCGCGCCCGAGCGCCGCCCGCGCCGAGCGCUCUAGCCGCCACUCUGAGCUCGUUGCAACCGUCCUGAUAACUAGAUGACGAUCAGGCCAGGGAUCGGAGCCAGCUAUUUUCAACAAACUUCGAAAUAACCAUAUAUU
Messenger RNA from Cydia pomonella (codling moth), 1671 nucleotides. RefSeq names its product zinc finger protein 660-like. The record is from RefSeq and is a predicted model, not a curated record. Gene Ontology annotation, cellular component: nucleus. Gene Ontology annotation, biological process: regulation of transcription by RNA polymerase II. Gene Ontology annotation, molecular function: RNA polymerase II transcription regulatory region sequence-specific DNA binding; DNA-binding transcription factor activity, RNA polymerase II-specific. NCBI's taxonomy places the organism in Eukaryota, Metazoa, Arthropoda, Insecta, Lepidoptera, Tortricidae.